CAAACUUUGUGUUUUGAAUAUAUAUUUGAUUUUGUUUUAAUUUGGACCAUUUGUCCUCGUGUAUUCUAACAUGGGUUUUGCAUAUAUUUUUUUUUUCAUGUACUUACGCAAUAUGUUGCAAUCUUUGUGUUUAGCUAUGGGAGUCGGUAUGAAAGGGCUUUUAGGGAAAAAAAUAUAUAAUUUGCUUAUCUGUAAUCUACACAUCAAUAUUAGUUUAUCCAAAUUAUGGUCUAUUUGAUUAUAAUCAUUCUUUAAUGUUAAUCUUUGAUUUUGUUUUAUCAGCACAACACAGUGUGUGUGUCUAUGGGUUCUUCAUUUAAUUAUUUUAACAUCUCACCUGCUGUUUCUGAGAAUCUUUCAUCGUAUAACGAUGAAGACUCGCAUCCGAUUAAUGUCACUAGCCACAGAGUUCGUGUUGGUAAAAACUCUGACUCGGUCAAGGCUAAUUGGGAUAACAAAACCACAGAGGUAUUCAUUAGGCUGUGUGUCCAAGAAACCACAGCGGGAAAUCGUCCUGGUAGCCACUUUAAUAAAAUCGGAUGGGAUAACCUCGUUAAAAAAUUCUCUUCUGCUACAAACCGCAAUUACACAAGAAUCCAACUUAAGAACAAAUGGGAUAUAAUGAAAAAGGAAUGGGGUCAGUGGAAAGCUAUUUUACAUGGUGAGUCGGGAUUAGGCUGGAAUCAAAUAAAAGGCACAGUUGAUGCAACUCCAGAGUGGUGGCAUAAGAAGAUACAGGCAAAUCCACUCGCAGCCAAAUUUCGAGAGAGGGGUCCUUUGUGUUUAUAUGAGCAAGAGAUGUUAUUCUCGGAUGUGAUUGCAACUGGAACAAGUUCAUGGACUCCAAGCUCUGGUAUAUUGCCACCCCACAUGCAAGAGGAAAGAGAACAAGAAUCUCAAGGUGAAGCAUUCGAGGAUCUUGAAAGUGGAUAUCCGCAGUCCGAGCCUCCAAUAUAUACACCUACACCUACUGAUGAAACAACCGAAAUAUCAACUGAAGUGCCAAGAGAAGCACCACCAACUAGUUCGAUGAGAAAAAACACUGAAUUUCUUAAUCGUAUCCGUAAAAAGAAAACUAAGAAGGUCUCUAAUGCUGACAAGAUCUCAAAGUGUCUGGAAAGAAUGGUUGAUGCAAUGGAAUAUGACUCAUCUCGCCUUAAUGGUGAUACAAGGCGUCAAUACAGCAUACAAGAAUGUCUCGAGAUAUUGGAGAAUAUGCCCGGAAUUGAUGAAGGUGGUCCUCUGUGGAUGUAUGCAACUCGCAUUUUCUUAAAGCCAGCUAUUCGUGAGUUGUUUUUUACCAUAAAAAAAAAUGAGAUCCGCUUGAAGUGGCUUGAAGAACAAAUGGAACGGGACAUUAGACGCCGCACUACUUCAACUACUUUAGUUCAUGGUUCUCAUGAAAAUGACCAUGCAUUAUCUGGAUGA
Erythranthe guttata (spotted monkey flower) is the source of this 1428-nucleotide messenger RNA. RefSeq names its product L10-interacting MYB domain-containing protein-like. The record is from RefSeq and is a predicted model, not a curated record. NCBI's taxonomy places the organism in Eukaryota, Viridiplantae, Streptophyta, Magnoliopsida, Lamiales, Phrymaceae.